Lactuca saligna is the source of this 733-nucleotide messenger RNA. The record is from the annotation of a GenBank genome assembly. Lineage: Eukaryota; Viridiplantae; Streptophyta; Magnoliopsida; Asterales; Asteraceae.
GUAUUUUUGGAAAAGGGAAAAAAGAAAAAACAAAGAUAGGCUGUUUUAAAGGGGGCGUUAUUGAAAAUAUAUAUAGAAUUCAAAGGUAUCAGGCAAAGAACAUAUGCACAAGAACCCAAAAACAAAACCUAGCCACAUAACACACUUGAGAAUCAUUUGAUACUGAAACGAAGUUGGAGAUAAUGCCAUGGAUGCUAAGGACGUCGAUAUGAUGGAUUCCGAUGCUCCGGUGACAUCUUCGUCACCAGUUCCUCCGGGAACCGCCGAACUUUCCUCCGUCUCCCAGCAAAUUGAAAUUGCGAGAGGAUUACUCACAGUAGCUCGCCAACUCAUUGAUCAGGGCAAGCCUUCUCAAGCUCUUCAAGCGGUGUUGACUGCGAUGAGAGCCAAAGGAGGAGAAGCAGCUGCUGUUCAAACCCUAAAUCGAGCUAAUGAACUCUACAGAAACAGAGUAAAUGAAAGGGCUGCUGAUGAGCUAGCUUCGUUGUUUGCUGAAUGUGCAAUUGAAGAAGCUUUACCUGCAAUCCCCACAACCACCACCACCACCACCACCAACCACCCAUCUAUUGAACCAGAUGCUGGCGGCACUUCUAUACUGACAGAGACUGGGAGAAAACAGAUCAUGGUGGAUGCAUUCUCUGAUGGUAGUAGCUUUGUGUGUGUACAAUGUGGUGGCCUUGUUAGCAAUGAUCGCAGGGAUGAACACUACGCAUUCUGGUGUGGCCGUGUGUAA